AUGGCUACAACUUCAGGUGUACCAACCACCAUAACUCCUUCAUUUUCAACGGUAUCAUAUCUAACUACUAUAACUUUAUCACCUGCUACUACACUUCAUACUAAAUGUGGGAAAUUUAAAUAUGAUACAACAUUAUUAAAUAAUCAAGUAUAUGCUUGUUUCAGCUAUUCAAAUGGUUAUGGUGGAGGAGUUGGUACGAUUAAUUAUGGUCCUCAAGUUCAAGUAGUGUUAGCAAAGACUUCAAGUGCUAUCCAAAUAUUAAAGAAACAUAUAGUAGUUGUAUUAUUCUUAGUUCAAUUUUUAUUAUUAAUUGUGUUAUUAUAA
Scheffersomyces coipomensis is the source of this 324-nucleotide messenger RNA. RefSeq lists its product as uncharacterized. The transcript has a single exon. The coding region runs from base 1 to 324 and encodes 107 amino acids. NCBI's taxonomy places the organism in Eukaryota, Fungi, Ascomycota, Pichiomycetes, Serinales, Debaryomycetaceae. The record is from RefSeq and is a predicted model, not a curated record.